AUGUAUACAACCCACUACAGCAAUCUAAAGAGGAAUGAGAUUGGCACUAUACAGGAGGAAAGUUUUGCCGGUGCACCGUUACUGAGCAUACUCUAUCUGGACAACAACAAGCUGUGGGGGUUGCCUAGCAAUGCAUUUGCACAGAAUUCGCAACUAAAGACUCUGCAACUGAACCACAACGAUUUGACUUCACUUCCUGGCACACUGCUGACUGUGAACACGGGUCUAUACAGCCU
Sphaeroforma arctica JP610 is the source of this 236-nucleotide messenger RNA. RefSeq lists its product as hypothetical. Lineage: Eukaryota; Ichthyosporea; Ichthyophonida. The annotation marks the transcript as partial. The record is from RefSeq and is a predicted model, not a curated record. The transcript has 2 exons. Gene Ontology annotation, molecular function: protein binding.